Molecule: messenger RNA, 441 nt
Organism: Didymodactylos carnosus
Lineage: Eukaryota; Metazoa; Rotifera; Eurotatoria; Philodinida; Philodinidae
Source: the annotation of a GenBank genome assembly
AUGUAUUCUGCUUCGGAUUUUCGUCGAAAUAUGCCGAAUUCAACUGUCCACAGUGGUGAUGUUUGUCGUCAUAAAUAUGAUUGUGAAUUAGCAGCCGCUGCAGCUACUUAUUCACGUGGGCCAACUUAUUCCGAUUCAACAAUGAGUCAAUAUGCUCGAAACAUCUCAUCGAAAGACAAUAUUCAUUACUAUGGUAGUACAGCAUCGAAUUAUGGUCAUGAUCGUUCAUCAGUUAAUAAAGUGUUACAAUCAGCUCAUACUGGUGAUCGGGUUGUUUUAAGACCGCAUGAAGCAUCACAUAUUCGAGAAGGUGCAAUAUGGUUAGCAGAUCAUAAACAUGAAUUUAGUCAGGGUUUUGUUAACUCGGCAGCGUCAUUAUAUGCAAACGCUUAUGAUCAGAAUGGGCAUAAAGUGGUUGAUAGACGAACAUUACGGUAUUGA